CCUGCGCCUUUGUUGUCAGGCUGUAUCUGAGCGGAUGUAUUUUUUUCUCAGAGUACAAAAACUCAGCUAUUUAGGUGGAAAGUUGUCGUCUGAGAUGAUUUCAGAGACGUUUUGAUGUCAUUGGAUCAUCCCAAAAGUGGGAUUAGUGGGAACGUUAAAACUCAGGUCUCCUUAUUCAAGAGGAACAAACAAAGGGUACACAUGUCGUCUGCAGCAGAGACGGUGGAAAAUGCCUCCAUCAUUGCAGAGAGCGCGGCGCAUGAUGGAAACCGCCUGUGGAUUGGCAACAUCGAUCCCAAAAUCACAGAGUAUCAUCUGGUAAAGCUUUUGGAAAAGUUUGGCAAAGUUAAACAGUUCGACUUCCUGUUUCAUAAGUCUGGGCCUUUGGAGGGGCAGCCACGCGGCUACUGCUUUGUCAAUUUCAGCACCAGAGAGGAGGCAGAGAGGGCGAUUCAGCGUUUAAAUGGGAAGCUAGCUUUAUCUAAGAAGCUAGUGGUGCGAUGGGCGCACGCUCAGGUGAGGAGGUUUGAAGGAUUUCGGAAUGAGAAGACCAUGCCUGCAAGCCUCGAACCAUCAUGCAGUGGUUCAACAGAGGCAGGAUCCAUUACUACAAGCAACCUCAGCACGAGCGCUAAGAUACGUGCAAUUGAGGCCAAGCUCCAGAUGAUGGAGGAGAAUCCAGAUGAUAGCUUCUCAGGGCCGUCAGCCUAUGUUUACAACAAACCGCCUGAGAGGAAGCGAUGGGAGCCCUACUCUAAAUCGCACCACAGUAACCAGAGCCGGCCCUUCCGCAAGUUUAGGAGAUGACCCAUUCUCCUCCCUGCUCUGAAGCCCCCUCUCCCCCAUCUCCUCCAUGUUUUGCUCUCAAUCCACCAUCUCUACACAGACUCUUAAAUCUGAGAACAGAAUAUUUUGCAGCUGAAGCAGAUGAACAAUAGCAGGACUGUAUUGAUGAGAAAAGUUUGUUUUUACUGCUGUGCCAGCGAUCUGACUGGCUCUUCUAUUGAGCUCCUCUGUUACAUUUUUAAUGCAGUUCAACUCUUCUCAAAAUUUUUGUUUUUUUUUAAACAAGUUUUCUUGUGUUUGCAUUAUUAUUUAAUUAAUAAAAUGUUUUUAAUUUGU
This is a messenger RNA of Cyprinodon variegatus (sheepshead minnow), 1122 nucleotides long. It is a transcript of the gene rbm18, whose product is annotated as RNA binding motif protein 18. The transcript is spliced from 6 exons. NCBI's taxonomy places the organism in Eukaryota, Metazoa, Chordata, Actinopteri, Cyprinodontiformes, Cyprinodontidae. Gene Ontology annotation, molecular function: RNA binding. The coding region runs from base 115 to 807 and encodes 230 amino acids. The record is from RefSeq and is a predicted model, not a curated record.